Moneuplotes crassus is the source of this 3877-nucleotide messenger RNA. The record is from the annotation of a GenBank genome assembly. NCBI's taxonomy places the organism in Eukaryota, Ciliophora, Spirotrichea, Euplotida, Euplotidae.
UUUUAAAAAUAUUUGGAGUCAAAACUAUGGCGUCAAAUUUCAAAAAUAACAAAGAAGACCUGGUCAAGUCUGGCCUGGCCCAUCUAAUCACUGAAGUUUGAGGAAUCGAGGAAGGAACAAAAAAUUUCCAGUUGGCUGAAGAAUUUGCCCUAUCAAACAUCGAUCACCAUCAAUUCUUAGAUACAAAUCCCAACCAAGUUGAUAGCAGUAUCACAAAUCUGGUGGAGAAGUUCACCCUCAACAACAAAGAAAAGGAGGGCAAAGAGCUGAAAACCCUCUACGACAUGUUUUUGGCUAAGAAGAUACCAGGCAUUGUUGAAAGUGUCAACCACUCGGCUAUUCUUAUGCUCUUGUGCAUUAGCGAAAGCCCCGCUAGAGGGAGCUAUACCCUUCCUGACAAUCUGAACUUCAGUGAGAAGCGAGAACGCCGUCUCCUAAAGGAACAGGAAGCUCUCGAGAAGCUCGAGAAAGAAAUCAAGAUGGAACUAGACAAUAACGAGGAACUCAAACAAAUCAAAGAGGACUGGAAACGUGAGGUUGAAGAAGAGCAAGACAGUGACUGGUCCCAACUCGAAGACGAUGAGCAACAAGACAUGCAGAUCGAUGAUAGAGGUCAGUUCGAAGGCCAGCCAGAUGCCCAACAAGAGUUUCUGGACACUAGCCAACUCUCUGAAGAUCCUAGACAGAUUUUGAAGGAGAUCACUGCUGCUGAAUUUGGGGCUACUCCUAUUCACUAUAAUCCCUCCCCUGAAGCAGGUAAGAGUCUCUCAAGAAUCCCAGAGGAGAGACCUGAUGAAGAAAUGGAUGAUGAUAAAGUCCUGCAUAAAUUACUCAAAAUUCGAAGUUUCAAGGAGAUCUAUUCCUGCAUGGUCGAAAGCAAGAGUCGCACAGAAAUCGAGCAAGAAAUCCAAUCUUCUCAGCCUAGGCUAAAAGAAAGCAGAUAUAAAUCAGAUAACAAGACCCAACAGGUUGAAUCUUGUAUCCACGAACCUAUGAACUUAAGCUAUUUCUACUCAAAUCAAUUCAAAGAGAACGAGGUUAAUGAUUCUACAAGUUUCGCUUCAAAACCAAAGAACUUAAUGCAAAGGUUAGGCCCAGUCUUGAAAUGGCCAUACAAAACAUUGACUGAGAGGCUAAUCAUCAAUGACAUCCUUCUGAUGCUCAAAGGACUCUCUAACGAUACCUUUAAAAAGCAAGGCUUAACGUUCACUCUAAAGGAGGAAAUCCAAGUUAAACAUCUCUCACCACUCUCAUUACAGAGCAUUCUGCAAUAUUUCAUGAAAAUUGCGCAAUUCCUCCUGAGAAUCCAGGACAAAAUAGAUAUGACCAACUGGUCUAGAGUAGGCAAGGUCUACGAGGGAUUUCAAUACUCUAUAAUAAGGAACUUCAACUUGCUCUGACAAGAGCUCAACAACUUGUACACUCUCUUCUGCAUGCAAUCUGGGAAGAUUCCCAGAAACAAAUGCAGAAUCAGUGGAAAAUUAGUAAAGUCUUUAGAGCAUAAGGAGAUUACUCUGAUCAGCCUGAAAUAGCACGAUCGAGAUCAUUGAGCCCUAUGUCAUGGUCUACUACGACAUGCUCACUAAAGCAGUCCCCAUGAACUUCGAUGCCUUUGAAGAGGAAAAGGAGAAGGGCCUCUCCGACAUCUCCCAUAGUGAUGAAGAGUCAUUAUCAGAACGAUCGGAGAUCAAAGAGGAGAUGAACAGUCUCAUUGGUGAGCAGCUACUCACAAAUGAAGCUAAGACUGUGUAUCUGCUCAACUAUCUCCACUCUUUCAUCAAUAUCAACUGUUCGAACAUAAUGGAUAGAGAGCUGAUUGAGGUAAUCAUAGAGAUCUUCCUUGACUCAUUAAUUCCGUACAUGGAAAUAGUUGACUCCUGGUUCAAAGAGGAUACCUUUGACAGCACAGCUGAUGAUGAGCCCUACGAGAUCAAAAUAAAUGACCUCCCAAGGUUCCUCAAGCCAUUUAUGAAAGAAAUCCUCAACAUCCGUAGAUCCCUCAGUGUGAUCCAGGAGACCAAAAAGGAGAUGUUCCUCACCAUGGAUGAAGACAUGGACACCGAAUUCGAACAGUACAGAACAUGAGAUUUCCUCACCCUUGUGACCAAGAGAAUCAAGAAGAACAUUAUACUCAGGAAAAGCCCACUAAAUCUGGACGAGUACACUUUUGAAGACUUACCACCAGAGACACUUUACUACGACAAGAAAUACAACAUCCAGGAUAGGCUGCAGCAGGCUUCUCAGAUGCAAAACAGGUGUGUGAAGUUAUCAUCCAUGGAGACCAUCAUCGACCGGCAGUUGGUAUCCGAGCUGAAGAAGGCCCCUUUUGCAUUCAAUGUAACACGGGAGAGCGGACUGGAGAACAACUUUGGAAUUCCUUCUUUCUCCACCAUAGAGAUGAUUAAUGAAGAAGGAAGCAUGAUACCUCUCCAAGAGACUUAUAGCUCUGCUCUAGUGAACCAGAUGAGCUAUGGAAGCUCCCAGCAUCAGCAAAGGUUGGAGAAGAUGAUCAAUGAUUACAAAGGGCUUAAAAACUACUCAGAAGAGGAGCUCUCUGUGUACAAAGGAGCCAUGCAGUAUUACCAAGAUGAUAUGACUUUUGAAAAAUAUCUGGACAGUCCUUCACUAGAAACUUCUGAAGAGGACCACUACUUCUACUUCAAAACAUCAACUUUGGAUAGCUUCCUUAGGGAGUGCAUCAUCGUCCCACUUAAAGAGAAAUAUGAUGAAGUUGGCAAGAAGUUCAACAAAACCGUUAUUAAGGACUUCAAGCUUGAUGAAACCUUUAAGUUCAUUCGACAAAUAUAUUUCAUGGAGUCUGGGAAAGACAUGGCACUCUUCUCCAGCACACUGUUCGAGAAGCUUGAUGAAUAUUCAAAAUGAGAUAAUGAGAAUGAAAUCAACGGUAUUUUACAAGAGAGUUUAAGAGAUCUAAUAACAGAUGAAAAUGCAGAUCUAGUAAAUUCUCUUGAGGUAGAAUUCCCUGAAGACUUAGUUAUCCCGAAAUACCUCACCACUCAAAUUCAGGCAUUGGACCAUAUAAAUAUCACUUUCACUACAAAUUCGCUGCUUGAACAAAUUUUCGACUCCAAAUCCUUCACAGAGUACAACAAGUGUCUUAACUUCUUGCUCAAAAUUCAACGCUGAGUACACCUACUCUCAAAAUCCGACUUGUGGAGGCACCCGCCUGCAGCCAGCACAAGUGGGAGCAGGACUAGUCGCUACUUCAAACUACAGCACAAGCUGCUUAUAUUCCAGCGUGAGCUAUUACAUUUCUCAAAGACACUGGAAACUUACCUAAAAUCGCAGAUUCACUACUACUCGACUACGUUCACAACCACUUUACCCAAGAUUCAGACGUUGCCUGCGCUGCAGGCGCUGCACAGGAACUUCCUGUCAAAAAUCCUGACGCUGACGCUGCUUGGCCCUGACCAGGGCAAGCUGCACAGUACGAUACUGAAUGUACUGAACAAUGGAGUGACUCUUCGGGAGAUCUGGAAGAGAUUCGCAAGCAACUAUGAUUUAGACGAUCUGGAAGCCCUAGAAGGCCUCCAGAAGGUUAACCGGGAAUUCGAGAGUUUGAAGGAAAAUCAUAGGAUUUGAAUGAGAUUUGUGGUAGGAGUACUAGGGAAAAGUGGAAUGGGAGAUGUGUUGUGAAGAAUGGAUUUUAAUGGGUUUUAUGAGCCUGGGAGGUAUAAUCUAGGACGCACUUAACUCAGGUUUGCAUGCCAGCAACCUCUGAAGGUAUCUCUCAUAAUGAUCUAUCUUCAAGAGCAGAGUCUUAUCAGGCCGAGACCAAGAUGUGGAGCUAGUCACUAGCCUUGACCACAUCCUUGAAUUGAUCUCAUGAGAUUUAUAUUUAGCCUGAAUAUUUCCA